AUGGCAGUGGUGGAAGUGGGAUGGAACAUACGUGCGGGUUACGUUGGAGACACCAAAUGCACCAGGCAAACCCCCUCCAUCCGUUGUGCUGAGGUGCCGACGGAGACAUGUUUCCCGUCAAUACUGAUGGCAGCCGAGUCUGUGGGAACAGACAGCAUUCAGACAAUUUGGACGCUUCGCUCCCUGGAACAUCAGAUGGAUCACCACAUGGAGCACUUGGCACAUAUCAUGGGGAAGGAGCUGGGGUGCUCGGAGGAUGAUCCUCUCAUGUUGGUGGUCCCUGAGAUUUGGCAUGAACAGUUCAAUGUGAUGCAAACCUUGUUUCGCGUCAUAUUGGAGUCGGGAUUUACGUCUGCGUUGUACUGCCUCCGUCCGAGUGUCGCAAGGACAUUAGCUUCAGGUAAGGCUUCCGCUGUUGUGUUAGACAUUGGCCACAACCACGCCACAACGACUGCGGUGCUAGACGGCUACGCGCUAAGAGGCACGAUGACAUCAAGUGAAGUGGCUGGAAGCGCCGUCACGUGCCGUCUCAUGGAGAUGCUAGACAAGAGGGAACUAGAGUCGUUGGAAAGCGUGGAACGCUACCAUCUGCCUUCUAUUCGGGAAUGGGCCUUGAAAGACGUUGUCAACGAUGUCAAACGGAUGAUAUGCCGUGUGCGUCCCGGGAGAUCUACGCUUCCUCGGAAAGAGGAGGAAGAGCCACUGGUUUUGCGUGCCCCCGACGGGAGUUUGGUUACUGUGGGAGCGAACGCACGAACGGAGCCAUAUGAGUUGCUGUUUGCGCCUUCAUCUGGAGCAGGGAAAUCAUUGCCUGAUCUCCUUGUGACAUGUAAACGCUGCCUUGAUCCUGAAUGGCAACAGCAGGCAGUUCCGCACGUUUUAUGUGGCGGGACCUCCCAGACGCCUGGCCUUCGUGAGCGGCUGCUAAAGGAGGUGCAACAAAGGGAUUCGUCUUAUUUCCGCUACGAGAAGGAAGGUGCUUUUAACGUAUCGGAAGCAGUGGAUGGCGCAUGGACUGGUGCUUCGCUGGCGGCUGACAGUUCCUCGUUUGCCUCAUUAUGGGUAACACGCGCCGAUAUGGAGGAGGAGGGCGAUUCUAUUCUACACCGCAAGUUGUUUUACUAG
Trypanosoma grayi is the source of this 1125-nucleotide messenger RNA. RefSeq names its product putative actin. Bases 1 to 1125 code for a protein of 374 amino acids. The record is from RefSeq and is a predicted model, not a curated record. Lineage: Eukaryota; Euglenozoa; Kinetoplastea; Trypanosomatida; Trypanosomatidae. The transcript has a single exon.